AUGUCCGCGCUAACGUCGAGUCCGCACCCGAUCCCUAGGUUUGAGCAACAUGUGGGUUUCGAUAAUCUGCCCGUUGGGGAAGCUACCAAGAACAACCCCUCGUCAUUUACUCUGCAAGCCAGACACCAGGGCUACCAUCCGUCGCGCAGGUCCCGCACUUUCAUGAUUGGGAUUGACGAGCAUGCCUAUUCCGAUUAUGCGUUGGUUUGGCUGCUGACCAACAUGGUGGACGAUGGCGACGAGGUGGUGUGUGUGAGAGUCCUUGAGGGCCCUCUCCGCCCGGAAAAGAACUAUCAGGAGGACGCGAGGAAGCUGUUGGAGGAGAUCCAAGCCAAGAAUGAGCUGAACAGGGCGAUCAGCAUCGUCCUGGAGUACUCGGUUGGGAAACUUCAUGAUACGUUCCGGCAGCUACUGGGGAUCUACAACCCGUCCAUGCUGGUGGUCGGUACCAAGGGACGGUCGUUAGGAGGGAUCCAAGGACUGAUGAAUACACGGAACUCGUUCUCAAAAUACUGCCUUCAAUACAGCCCAAUCCCGGUUGUGGUGGUCCGACCCGACGACAAACGACUAAAGAAAAAGGAGAAGCGCUCACAGGAUCCAGCGCGGCAGAGCUAUGCCACCAUGCUUGCAUACAACUCGGGUAAGCAUGAGGCCGACAGCGAUGCCGGCAGCGUGUACGAGUUUUUGAAGUCGAUAUCUGAGGAUGAGGAGGCGCACCGGGUCGCCGCAGCCAUCGGGCUGCCAGCUGCAUUUGACCCGACCAUCAAGCCUUACACCCCUCGAGAUUCUACCCGUCGCCGGUCCUCACCCUCGACUUUUGCCUCGGCUACGUCAGGAAGAGCCGCUUCCUCUUCCCCACCACUGACUCCGCUUCGCGGCGAAAGUGGGGAUGAGGAAAGCGGCGAUGAGGAGGACGAAUUCGAGGUCGAAGCCGUAUCGGCCCGCCAGGACGUACCCGAUGAGCGGGAAGAGACCAAGCUCGAAAGGCAACGGAAGGAGCGGCUCCACGCUAUGGAAGUCUGCGAAGCCGCUGCCCUGUUGAAGUCGGGCAAGUCAAAAGAGCCCGAGGAUGAUGAGGAGGACGAUGAGUCCCAGGAGAGAGGGGCGGAAGAUGUGUCCAAAUCAUAG
Messenger RNA from Chaetomium strumarium, 1128 nucleotides. RefSeq lists its product as uncharacterized. The record is from RefSeq and is a predicted model, not a curated record. The transcript has 2 exons. Bases 1 to 1128 code for a protein of 375 amino acids. Lineage: Eukaryota; Fungi; Ascomycota; Sordariomycetes; Sordariales; Chaetomiaceae.